Messenger RNA from Ectocarpus sp. CCAP 1310/34, 597 nucleotides. Lineage: Eukaryota; Phaeophyceae; Ectocarpales; Ectocarpaceae. The record is from the annotation of a GenBank genome assembly.
AUGGUAGUGCCUUGGACGGUGUUCGUGGGCAACCUCCGGUCGGGCGACGUCUCUGCCGAGCAGCUGGAAGCUUUGUUCAGGGCCGCCGGACCGCUGUCAGGGGUUCGCGUUGCCCCCGGUUCCUCCUUCGGGUUCGUGGAGUUCGAGCGGCAUGAGGAUGCUGCUAAUGCGAUUGCCAAAAUGGAGGGCUUUGAUAUCGGGGGCAACCACGUGCGGCUUAGCUGGGGAAACCACAAGUCGCGGCCUUCCCAGCAAGGUGGCGACGGCGGCGGCUACGGUGGUGGCAGGGGCGGCUUUGACGGAGGCGGCAGCGGCUACGGUGGUGGGAGGGGGGAAGAUCCCCCUGUGAACCCCGACAACACGAGCGUGUUCGUAGGGAACCUCAAAAAGGACGGGAGCACUACGAUGCAGGACCUGAAGGAGGCAUUUGUUUCCGCCGGGUGCAAGUUCUCGGACAUUGUGCAGGUUCGGCUGACAGGCAAGGGCUACUCGUUUGUGGAGUUCGCUAGCCACGACACUGCGGCUAAGGCUAUCGAGCUCAUGCACAACCAGAAGAUCAAGAAGGGUAUGCGGGAAUCGAGCGGUGGGUGGAAAUGA